This is a messenger RNA of Ananas comosus (pineapple), 2278 nucleotides long. RefSeq names its product rab3 GTPase-activating protein catalytic subunit. The coding region runs from base 142 to 2097 and encodes 651 amino acids. Gene Ontology annotation, molecular function: GTPase activator activity. NCBI's taxonomy places the organism in Eukaryota, Viridiplantae, Streptophyta, Magnoliopsida, Poales, Bromeliaceae. Gene Ontology annotation, biological process: positive regulation of GTPase activity. The transcript is spliced from 13 exons. The record is from RefSeq and is a predicted model, not a curated record.
GACAAUUUCAAAUGUUCUCCUCACCUGUCCAAACUACUACACGGACGUAAAUUGAAGAGUUCCCCUCUAUGCCUCUAUGGCCACUCUCUAUAUUACCCAGUCCCCUCCCCUUUGAUCCACAAUCCCCAUUUCCCCCCUCCAAUGGAACCCUCCUCCUCCUCUUCCUCCUCGGCCACCGCCGCUACGUCCGCCGCCGCUACGUCCACCGCAUCUCUAUCGCUGGUUUCUAGGGCGAAAACGGCGCUCCACUCCGCCGCGGCGAAGGCGGAGAGGGUCUUCACCGACAUCAAAGCCGAUCUGAAGAGCGAUCGAGAUCGCGAUGGACAAGCUCAGAGGGAGAUGAGGAAAUCGACGGAUCGAGAGAUGGUUGUAUCUGAUGCAUCUAACGAGUCGGAAGAGGAGGUUCCAGAAUUGAAAUCAAUGGACGAGGGUGGCUCAAAUUUUCAGAGAGAACGUACCUUUCCUCCAGCUUCUGUAAUUAAACAGUUGGCUUUGGCCAUUGAAACCGGAAAGAACUGCAAGACUAUGAAUGAUCUUGUCAGAUGUUUUGGGGAUUCUUCAUCUGUUAAAGAGAAGAGUAGCUUGAACUUAUCCCUAGUUAAAUCACUAGUUCUUCGUGAAAAAGAAGAUAAAUCAAUCUCUGGGUUCUAUGGGGAUGAGGAAGUCCAUUCUUUGGCAUGCUCUUUAUUUAACCCAGGGGACCAUUUUCUUGAAAGAAAAAAUGAAAGUAACUCGUCUGCACUUGGUCAAACUUCUUUAUUAAAGGAUCUUCAUGGUGUCCCUCCAGAAAGCUUUGUUUUUCAAAUCUCUUUGAUUAUCGGUGGCAUGAAUUCCCUACAAAAGAUGGCCUCCUUCUGGCACUUUCUUGUCCUUGAAUUGAGGAAAUUAUGGUCUAAAGAGCAACCAAUACCUCGAACACCACUAGAUGCCGGACCUGAUUUGAAUUCCUGUCUCUUGCAUCAGCAGUUCCAAGUGAUAAAUUGCUGUAUUGCCAGGAAGCAGAGAAAAAAAGCUGCUAAAGAGUUACUGGAUUCUGUUCUCAAGCAAGCAAGUCUUGAGAAUUCAGAUUCAAUCGAUUCUUCUUCAAAUCUGUUAUAUGCUAGAAGUAGCAGUGGAAAUAAUGUCCUUCGACUUGGUGCAGAUCAUCCAUCUGAAAAAGAAUUAACGAUGUUAGAAACUGGUGAACCCAUAUAUUCCCCAGUUACACAGGAGGGCCCAGUUCUGACAGAGGAACUUAUCAAAGAAGCGGAAGAGUUGGUGCUGAGGACUGGAAGUGUUGGUGCCGGGUGCUCUCAGCUCUUGUCCGACAUGCAGGCUUUCAAGGCAGCAAAUCCUGGAUGUGUUCUAGAGGACUUUGUCAGAUGGCAUUCCCCACCAGAUUGGACGGCGGAUGAUCGAGAUGACGGUUCAGUAGAUGGAGAGGGCUCAUCUAGACGUGGUCGACUCAGUAGACGAAUGCAGAAAGAAGGUAACCUGUGGCGGGAGCUGUGGGAAACAGCGAAAGCAUUGCCAACUGCUGAGCAAACUCCUCUCUUUGAUGAGGACCUAGUUGUUGAAAGCAUCUUCACUGCAUUGGAGGACAUCUCACCGGCGAAGUUUUUCGAACAGCUCUUUGUCUCAAUUCUUUCUGUGGGCUUUGCAGUAGCAGAAGCAGCACUUCCUGCAGAUAGUAACUUGUCGAAGCUGUUCUAUGAGUGCAAAGACUAUAUCAGUGCUGUUUAUCAAGCUGAUUUGUGGAAUGAAAAGUUAGACGAUAUCUGCAAGGUUUAUGAAACCAUAGAGGCAAUAAUGGUCCAUCCAGAAGAAGCCAUCAUGAUUAACGGACACCCAGAUGAGACGAAUUGUGCUGAAACAAAAAGCCGGUUCAAAAAAAUUAACCUCAAUUUCAUCAACAAAGACAGACAACCAUUGUGGAGAAGAGCUGCAAAGGAUGAGAAGAAGUCGGAAGAGAAAAAGCAAGAUGAGAAGCACGCACAUAUAUUUUCACAUAUAUUUGAUAAGAAGGUAUCUUUAUUCUCUAAAAAGAAUCCAAAAGCGGAUGCAUCUUCAUCUCCUUCACCAGCUACCUUGGAUGAAAGUGAGUGGACUAUUGUUUAAUAAAGUUUCGGAUAUGCGAGUCGAAUUGUAUAGAGAAUAACUGUAAAUAACUUGUAAAUGAUUGAUUCAAUUCAUUGGUCCAUUCAAAUUGAAACAAAAAUGUAAGCGCUCCAUUGAUCACCUUGCUUCAAACCGCCCACCAUUGGUUUCAAGCCAAUAAGAAUGUCAUGGUUUGUCGAAA